UCUUUUUUUCUGAACAAUCAAGCCAAGUUACAUUUGGGUUAUCAAUGGUUACAGAUAAUCUAAAUAAAAAUUAUGAUCGAAUUUUUGAAGAACUGCUUUUGGAAAAGAAAAAUAAAUUUGAUAUUAGUGAUAUUCAUCAAAAG
Messenger RNA from Dentiscutata heterogama, 143 nucleotides. The record is from the annotation of a GenBank genome assembly. NCBI's taxonomy places the organism in Eukaryota, Fungi, Glomeromycota, Glomeromycetes, Diversisporales, Gigasporaceae.